This is a messenger RNA of Myotis brandtii (Brandt's bat), 8946 nucleotides long. It is a transcript of the gene AHNAK2, whose product is annotated as AHNAK nucleoprotein 2. The transcript is spliced from 28 exons. Lineage: Eukaryota; Metazoa; Chordata; Mammalia; Chiroptera; Vespertilionidae. Gene Ontology annotation, biological process: regulation of RNA splicing. The record is from RefSeq and is a predicted model, not a curated record. The coding region runs from base 16 to 8946 and encodes 2976 amino acids. Gene Ontology annotation, molecular function: protein binding. Gene Ontology annotation, cellular component: cytoplasm; costamere; nucleus.
CGCGCACAUGUGCGCAUGUCUGUGCACGUGUGUGAGGAGCAGAUCUCAUGCUCCUGUGGGCGGCAGGGGCGGAGACAGGUGAUGCCCCACUGGGAGGCCCUCAGCCCCCUCUGCACGCAGCCCCGCCCGGGGGUUCCUGCCUCCCCAAGUCACUCGGUCCCCGGGCCGGGCAGGAGGGUGACCCGGUAUCUGUGGCCGCAGGAAGACACGCAAAGCCGGCCAGGCUCCUCCGGGCGACGGAGGUCCUGGUGGAAGCGGGAUUCCGGGGACUCGCGGACGUUUUCCAGGAUGAGCCGUUCGGAGGUGCGUCUGGAGGCGACCGAGGUGACACUGAAGACCGAGGUGGAGGCCGGCGCCAGCGGCUACAGCGUCACGGGCGGCGGGGACCAGGGCAUCUUUGUCAAGCAGGUGCUGAAGGACUCCUCGGCCGCCAAGCUCUUCAGCCUGAGAGAAGGGGAUCAGCUGCUCAGCGCGACCGUCUUCUUUGACCACAUUAACUACGAGGAUGCUCUCAAAAUACUUCAGUACUCAGAGCCGUACAAGGUCCAGUUCAAGAUCAAACGGAAGCUCCCGGCUGCAGGGCCCGAGGACUGGGCCUCCAGCACCGCUCAGCGCGCCCCAAAGCACACAGGGACCCAGGACGAGGAUGUCGCCGAGGGGAGCGCAGACACACCCGUGAAGACGCUGGAGAGAGACGGGGACCAGGAGAGGCUCAUCUCCAAGUCCAGGGCAGGCAGAGGCCGGCGGGCCCAGAGGGAGAGGCUGUCCUGGCCCAAAUUCCAAGCCACGAAGAGCAAGCGUGGGCCCCGGAGGUCGCACAGCUCCUCCGAGGCCUACGAGCGGGGCCAGGCCCCCAAUGGGUCCCCCACGAGCUCGGACACGGAGGCCCAGUUCCUGGCAGAGGAGCGGGAGCGGGAGCGGACGGCAGGGGCCGGCAGCCAGCGGAGGAGGAGGAGGUUCCUAAACCUGAGGUUCAAGGUGGGCUCCGGGAAGGGACCAUCGCCGGUGGGGCGCCGAGGCAGAGUGGCCGGAGGCGGGACUAUCCAGACCCCCCACCUUGCAGAGGCAGGGUCCUGGGGUGACAGCCGACAGGACACCAGGGCUGCGGCGCAGGGCAGGAGGGAGGGCGGGGCGGCAGAGACCCCGGAGGGGCCACCUGUUGUGAGCAUGGAGGGUGGAACGGGCAUGGCGCCCAGACGCCGAAAGAAGACAAAGGUGGGGCAGGGCCACGGGGAGAGUGUGCCGCGGGGGACAGCCGGGGCGGGCCACGGGGAGGGAGGCAGAGGCUGGACACGGGCAUUGACAGGUGAUCCCUGCAAGACCCUGCCGGUGAGGCCGCCCAUGGGGCCACCAGCCGAGUACCAGACCCGAGCACCAAACCUACAGACGCCCACCUCCAGCUUUUCCACAGGAAAAGAGCUGGGCACCGCAGGAGGCAGGCAGAGGCAGGGCCCAGACACCGCAUGGGACAGAGUCCCCGCAGCGCACGGGCCACACGGGGAGGAUGCCAGAGCAGAGAGGGGCGCGGCAGGACUGAGAGAGGGCAGCAAAAGGGGGGACAGUGACGUGGGGGGCGGGGAGGAGAAGAGGAAAAUGCUAGGGUUGAAAAUGCCCUCGUUUGGAUGGUCCCCUGAGGAGGCGAAGCCCAGGGCAGGAACACGGGGACAGGAAACAGACAGAGAGACCCAGAGACACAGACACUUCACGGCUGUCAAUUUGCAGAUGGACCCAGAGGACGCCGAUGGGAAGGAGAGAGGAGCCCAGAAACACCCAGCAAGGAGGACAGCGGAGAGGGACCGGGGGGCCAAGCCGGAGGGCAGCCUCGGCCUCGGGGACAAGGAGGUGGUCGCCCACGACAGCAAGUUCAAGAUGCCCAAGUUCAGGAUGCCUUCCUUCUGCACGUCAGGGGCAGCCAUGGAGGCCUCAGGGGACCUGUCCCUGCCAAAGGCUGAGGCAGACGUGUCCCUGCCCUCCAUCCAGAUGGACGUCAAGGCCAGUGACCUCAGUAUGGAGCUCCCAUCGGCCGACGUGGACAUCAAGACAGGCGAGCUGGGAGUGAAGCUCCCGGAGGGCCACCUGCCCGAGGGAGAGCUCGAGGGACCCUCCUCCGGAAUGGGGUUCAAAGGGCACCUGCCCAAGGUGCACAUGCCCAGCAUGAAGAUGCCCAAAGCAGACUUCAAGGGCCCCCAGGUGGACAUCAAGGGGCCCAAAGUGGACCUGAAGGGCGCCAAAGGGGAGGUGUCGGCCCCUGACAUGGAGGUGUCAGUGCCCAGCAUGGAGGCGAACAUCCAGGCACCAGGCCCAAUGGCGGAGGGAGACGUUGUCCUGAGGGACAAGGAGGUGGACACCUGGGAUGGGAAGUUCAAGAUACCCAUGUUCAAGAUGCCGUCCUUCGGAGUAUCGAGGCCAGAGAUAAAUUGGGGGACAUCUGUGGACAUGCCCGAGACCGAGUCGACAGGGGAGGCGAGACUUCCUUCCCUGGAAGGUGAGAUGCGAGUCCCAGAGGGUAGCAUCCACUUGCCAUCUGCUGACCUCGAGCUCCCUGGGGGAGAGUGGGAGGUGGCCGUCCCCAAGGGAGAGGUGACCAAGGGAGAGCUGAAGGGCAAAGCAGAAGGAGCCAGAUUCAAAGGCCACUUGUCCAAGGUGCAGAUGCCCAGCAUCCAGGUACCCAAGGUGGACAUAAAGGGUCCCCCAGUGGACAUUAAGGGGCCCCAGGUGGACAUCAAGGGGCCCAAACUGGACCUGAAUGACACCAAAGGGGAGGUGACUGUACCCAAUAUGGAGGUGUCACUGCCCAGCAUAGAGGACAUUCAGGCACCAGGGCUCAAACUUGAGGGUGAAGUCAUCGUGGGGGAUAAGGAAGUGGCCGCCAAGGACAGCAAAUUCAAGAUGCCCAAGUUCAAGAUGCCUUCCUUCGGGAUGUCUGGGCCAGGCAAGUCCAUGGAGGCCUCAGUGGACGUGUCCCUGCCAAAGGCUGAGGCAGGCGUGUCCCUGCCCUCCAUCCAGACUGACGUCCAGGCCAGUGACCUCAGUAUCGAGCUGCCUUCUGCCGACGUGGACAUCAAGACAGGAGAGCUGGGAGUGAAGCUCCCGGAGGGCCACCUGCCCGAGGGAGAGCUCCAGGAGCCCUCCUCCGGAGUUGGACUCAAAGGGCACCUGCCCAAGGUGCACAUGCCCAGCAUGAAGAUGCCCAAAGUAGACUUCAAGGGCCCGCAGGUGGACGCCACGUUCAAGGGCCACAUGCCCAAGGUGCAGAUGCCCAGCAUGAAGAUGCCCAAAGUAGACUUCAAGGGCCCGCAGGUGGACAUCAAGGGGCCCAAAGUGGACCUGAAGGGCGCCAAAGGGGAGGUGACCGUCCCCGAGGGAGGGGCCACGUUCAAGGGCCACAUGCCCAAGGUGCAGAUGCCCAGCAUGAAGAUGCCCAAAGUAGACUUCAAGGGCCCGCAGGUGGACAUCAAGGGGCCCAAAGUGGACCUGAAGGGCGCCAAAGGGGAGGUGACCGUCCCCGAGGGAGCCACGUUCAAGGGCCACAUGCCCAAGGUGCAGAUGCCCAGCAUGAAGAUGCCCAAAGUAGACUUCAAGGGCCCGCAGGUGGACAUCAAGGGGCCCAAAGUGGACCUGAAGGGCGCCAAAGGGGCCACGUUCAAGGGCCACAUGCCCAAGGUGCAGAUGCCCAGCAUGAAGAUGCCCAAAGUAGACUUCAAGGGCCCGCAGGUGGACAUCAAGGGGCCCAAAGUGGACCUGAAGGGCGCCAAAGGGGAGGUGACCGUCCCCGAGGGAGCCACGUUCAAGGGCCACAUGCCCAAGGUGCAGAUGCCCAGCAUGAAGAUGCCCAAAGUAGACUUCAAGGGCCCGCAGGUGGACAUCAAGGGGCCCAAAGUGGACCUGAAGGGCGCCAAAGGGGAGGUGACCGUCCACAUGCCCAAGGUGCAGAUGCCCAGCAUGAAGAUGCCCAAAGUAGACUUCAAGGGCCCGCAGGUGGACAUCAAGGGGCCCAAAGUGGACCUGAAGGGCGCCAAAGGGGAGGUGACCGUCGCCACGUUCAAGGGCCACAUGCCCAAGGUGCAGAUGCCCAGCAUGAAGAUGCCCAAAGUAGACUUCAAGGGCCCGCAGGUGGACAUCAAGGGGCCCAAAGUGGACCUGAAGGGCGCCAAAGGGGCCACGUUCAAGGGCCACAUGCCCAAGGUGCAGAUGCCCAGCAUGAAGAUGCCCAAAGUAGACUUCAAGGGCCCGCAGGUGGACAUCAAGGGGCCCAAAGUGGACCUGAAGGGCGCCAAAGGGGAGGUGACCGUCCCCGAGGGAGCCACGUUCAAGGGCCACAUGCCCAAGGUGCAGAUGCCCAGCAUGAAGAUGCCCAAAGUAGACUUCAAGGGCCCGCAGGUGGACAUCAAGGGGCCCAAAGUGGACCUGAAGGGCGCCAAAGGGGAGGUGACCGUCCCCGAGGGAGCCACGUUCAAGGGCCACAUGCCCAAGGUGCAGAUGCCCAGCAUGAAGAUGCCCAAAGUAGACUUCAAGGGCCCGCAGGUGGACAUCAAGGGGCCCAAAGUGGACCUGAAGGGCGCCAAAGGGGAGGUGACCGUCGCCACGUUCAAGGGCCACAUGCCCAAGGUGCAGAUGCCCAGCAUGAAGAUGCCCAAAGUAGACUUCAAGGGCCCGCAGGUGGACAUCAAGGGGCCCAAAGUGGACCUGAAGGGCGCCAAAGGGGAGGUGACCGUCGCCACGUUCAAGGGCCACAUGCCCAAGGUGCAGAUGCCCAGCAUGAAGAUGCCCAAAGUAGACUUCAAGGGCCCGCAGGUGGACAUCAAGGGGCCCAAAGUGGACCUGAAGGGCGCCAAAGGGGAGGUGACCGUCGCCACGUUCAAGGGCCACAUGCCCAAGGUGCAGAUGCCCAGCAUGAAGAUGCCCAAAGUAGACUUCAAGGGCCCGCAGGUGGACAUCAAGGGGCCCAAAGUGGACCUGAAGGGCGCCAAAGGGGAGGUGACCGUCGCCACGUUCAAGGGCCACAUGCCCAAGGUGCAGAUGCCCAGCAUGAAGAUGCCCAAAGUAGACUUCAAGGGCCCGCAGGUGGACAUCAAGGGGCCCAAAGUGGACCUGAAGGGCGCCAAAGGGGAGGUGACCGUCGCCACGUUCAAGGGCCACAUGCCCAAGGUGCAGAUGCCCAGCAUGAAGAUGCCCAAAGUAGACUUCAAGGGCCCGCAGGUGGACAUCAAGGGGCCCAAAGUGGACCUGAAGGGCGCCAAAGGGGAGGUGACCGUCCACAUGCCCAAGGUGCAGAUGCCCAGCAUGAAGAUGCCCAAAGUAGACUUCAAGGGCCCGCAGGUGGACAUCAAGGGGCCCAAAGUGGACCUGAAGGGCGCCAAAGGGGAGGUGACCGUCCCCGAGGGAGCCACGUUCAAGGGCCACAUGCCCAAGGUGCAGAUGCCCAGCAUGAAGAUGCCCAAAGUAGACUUCAAGGGCCCGCAGGUGGACAUCAAGGGGCCCAAAGUGGACCUGAAGGGCGCCAAAGGGGAGGUGACCGUCCCCGAGGGAGCCACGUUCAAGGGCCACAUGCCCAAGGUGCAGAUGCCCAGCAUGAAGAUGCCCAAAGUAGACUUCAAGGGCCCGCAGGUGGACAUCAAGGGGCCCAAAGUGGACCUGAAGGGCGCCAAAGGGGCCACGUUCAAGGGCCACAUGCCCAAGGUGCAGAUGCCCAGCAUGAAGAUGCCCAAAGUAGACUUCAAGGGCCCGCAGGUGGACAUCAAGGGGCCCAAAGUGGACCUGAAGGGCGCCAAAGGGGAGGUGGACAUCAAGGCCUCAGUGGACGUGUCCCUGCCAAAGGCUGAGGCAGGCGUGUCCCUGCCCUCCAUCCAGACUGACGUCCAGGCCAGUGACCUCAGUAUCGAGCUGCCUUCUGCCGACGUGGAUGUGAAGACAGGCGAGCUGGGAGUGAAGCUCCUGGAGGGCCACCUGCCCGAGGGAGAGCUCCUUGGAUCGGCCUCCACAGUUGGAAGCAAAUGGCACCUGCCCAAGGUGCACAUGCCCAGCAUGAAGAUGCCCAAAGUAGACUUCAAGGGCCCGCAGGUGGACAUCCAGGGGCCCAAGCUCGAUCUGAAGUGCUCCAAAGGGGAGGUCACUGCCCCUGACUUGGAGGUGUCCGUGCCCAGUGUGGAGGCUGACAUCCAGGCUGCUGGCUCCAAGCUGGAGGGAGACAUUGUCCUCGGGGAUAAGGCAGUGGCUACCAAAGACAGCAAGUUCAAGAUGCCCAAGUUCAAGAUGCCUUCCUUCGGUGCAUCUCCACCAAGCAAGGAUUGGGGAACAUCAGUGGACGUGUCCGUGUCCGACCCCACUGGGACGGCCACUCUACCGUCCAUGGUAGGUGAGAUUCAAGGCCCAGAAGGCAGCAUCCACCUGCCAUCUGCUGAUCUCGAGCUCCCUGGGGGAGAGUUGGAUGUGCCCCUGCAGGAAGGAGAGGUGACGCUGGGGGGGCUGAAGGGCAAAGUAGAAGGGGCCAGGAUCAAAGGCCACCUGCCCAAGAUGCAGAUGCCCAGCAUCAAGGUGCCCAAGGUGGACAUCAAGGGGCCAAAACUGGACCUUAAGUGCGCCAAAGGGGAGGUGACCCCUCCUGACACAGAGGUGUCGCCGUCCCGUGUGGAGGUGGCUAUCCAGGAGCCACAUGCCAAGGUGGUGGGUGCCAUUGGCCUGGAGGACAAGGAGGUGGCCGCCCGAGAGAGCAAGUUCAAGAUGCCCAAGGUCAGCAUGCCGUUCUUCCGACCAUCAUCCAGUAAGACUUACUCGGUGUCGGCGCAUGCCCGCGGAGGUGCCACCGUUGCAGAAGUGACCUCCUCUCCUGACGAAGUGCGUACAGCUGUUGACUGGGCUGAUCAUUCUGUUUCCAUGGGCGACGCGGGUUGGGAGGACGCCACGCUUACGAAGUGCCAGGUGCCUCUCCCCAGAGCCAGCGUCUCUGCAGAGGCGCCUCGGGAAACCCUCUCUGAGUCCAAGGGGGGUGCGCCCCAGUUCAGCGCCCCAUGUGCUGCCGACCUCCCGUCCUGGGAGCCCGUUCCUUCGUCCCAAACUGACAGCCACCCUGGCCCGGCGCACCCCCUGGUUCACUCGUCUUAUGGCCGCGUGACUUUUCCUAAAUUCCAUCGACCCAAGUUCCGGUUUUCAGUCGCAGCGGCAGCUGAGGCCGAGGGAGAGCCCCGCGCCCUGGAGGGUGCCCCCUCCCCUCGCAGCCCCACACAGGUCCUGGACUCUGAGGAAGCCACAGUGUUCCUGGGGUCGGCCACUCCGCUGCCACCUGCAGGCGUCUCCAUGUCCAGGGGCACGGAGGAGCCCGCGGGCAGUCGGGCCAGCUCGCAGGACAGCUGGUUCAGGAUGCCCUCGCUCCGCCUGCCCAGCUUCUGGCGCUCCUCGAAGGAGCAGGGGGCGGCGGGGGCACCGAGGGAAGGGGAGGCCCCCGCUGCAGCCAAGAGUCCAGGGGUCUGUGCUCCUGGGUCAGAGGCGGAGGCAGCCGUGGCCCCAUCGCCCCCAGAGGCAGAGGUGGAGGCGGAUGCGGCGGAAGCUCUCAGGGGAGGUCUGCACAGCCCAGCCCCAGGCUCAGAGCUGCACCUGCCUCCUGCCAGCAUGUCCCCCGAUGAGCCUCCCACUUCUCAGGCCCGGCUGGGUCCAGGCGAAGGCCCCCUUUCCCUUCAGAUGCCUGGAGGGAGACUUUCAGAAACCCAAGCUCCUCCUGCCAGAGGGGCAGGGAGCACUGAGCACCCGUCUCCCCCACCGGAAGGCCCUCUCAGACUGAAGGCUUCGAGGACAGACGUGCCAGCCCAAAUUUCCAUCGUGGGUCGGGUCUGGGAGGAUUCUGUGCUCACUGUCAAGUUCCCCAAGUUAAAGGUGCCCAGGUUCACCUUCCCGGCCCCCAGCGGCGAGGCUGACAUCUUCAUCCCCCCGGCCGUGCGAGAGGUGUGGUGCCCGGACAGCAGCCUGGAUCUGGCCCUGAGCAAGGAGCACCCUGGGGUGUGGGGCGUGAGCCUCCUGCAGGCCGGCGCUGUGGACCCCGGGCAGCAGCCGGUGGUCCUGGACCUCCCCGCGGAGGCCAGCCCCAUUUCCAAGGUCAGAGUCCACAUUCAAGGUGCCCGGGUGGAGAGCCGGGAGGUCACCAUACACAGCAGGGUCCUGGCAGAGCCUGCUGACUGGCCGGGACCCCAGGCUGGCUCCACUCAGAUCGUCCGGGAGUCGGAGAUCCCGGCCUCCGAGGUCCAGACGCCUUCUUACGGGUUCUCCUUGCUCAAGGGGAAGGUCCCCGAGAGCCCCUUGCGGUGCCAGGUGCAGGUGGUCACUCAGGGCAGCCAAGCCGCUUCCCAAGGUGACCGAGGGGCCCUGGGAGCUGACCGGGGGCCUGGAGCCCUGCAGCCCGACACAGAGACGUUUGAAAUCAUCUCUUCUGGCACCGACGAGGGACCACAGACGGCCACGUCGGAAGGGAGCUCGGGCCUCCAGCCUGCAGACAGCGGUUCCGACGACGAGGAGCCCGCGGAAAUCCUCGAAUUCCCCCCUGAAGAAGGCCGAGAGGGAGACGGGGAUGCCAGGGAGAAGCCGGAAAGCAAACGGUCCUCCGGGCGGUUCCGGUUUUGGCUUCCGAGCAUCGGGUUCUCCUCCGCGGCCACCGAGGACACCAGCACCGCAGCCACAGAAGAGGAACCAACACCAGCUCCGGUCCAAACGCAGCCCGAGGCCCGCCCGGCGGCCGAGCUGCCCAAGAAGCCGGAGAAGGCGGGCUGGUUCCGAUUCCCCAGAUUAGGGUUCUCCUCGGCCCCCAGCAGGAAGAGCGAGAGCGCUGGGGACGAGCCGGGCCCAGCGGAGGCCACGCCCCAGGCAGAAGCGCUCACGUUUUUCGAUGCCCGAGAAAGCUUCUCCGCCGAGGACAAGGAGGGGGAGCCCGGGGAACCAGAGGGCAAGGCCGGGGCUGGCUGA